Molecule: messenger RNA, 1695 nt
Organism: Anopheles nili
Lineage: Eukaryota; Metazoa; Arthropoda; Insecta; Diptera; Culicidae
Gene: put
Product: activin receptor type-2A
Exons: 7
Coding region: 1-1536 (511 amino acids)
Biological process (GO): protein phosphorylation; activin receptor signaling pathway; cellular response to growth factor stimulus
Cellular component (GO): plasma membrane; activin receptor complex
Molecular function (GO): activin receptor activity; ATP binding; activin binding
Source: RefSeq, a predicted model, not a curated record
AUGCGUGGCCUAAUGCAUGUUUUGUUUUACGUCUCCCUAUUAAUUGUCGUUAAAGGUUCCCUAAGCCGUGGGGGCCUAGCUGACGGAAGCUUAAAAUGCGUCACAUACGAGUGUAAAGACGGAGAAUGCAAAGAAGGCAUUGAUGAGUGUGGUAAUAAUGAUCCCGAACGACCUGUGGGUUGCUUCGUAGUUUGGACAACGAACAACAUAACUAAUGAAGUGAACGUAACAUUGAAAGGUUGUUUUACAAAUCCCACGGAAUGCAACAAUACCGAAUGUAUAGAUACGACGACAGAAAUGAAGAAAAAUUUGAAAUAUUGCUGCUGUCGUGAAAGUAUGUGCAAUAAGGAACAUAAAUGGGUUCCAGUAGCGACAAAGGCACCGGAGGUGCUACAAUCCUCCGAGGCCGAGUCGGACAUAAUGGUUGUAAUGUUGUUUAUAUUAGGUUCUACUGCGUUCGCUUUGAUUGCAAUGGUUGUGUGGUAUUUUACCCAUCGAAAGCAAGUGAUGUUCAAUGAAAUUCCAACGGUUGAGCCGGAUAUUUCAAAUUCUCUGACUAACAUUUCACAUCGUCCGAUUGAUUUGAAAGACAUUAAAGCAAGGGGACGAUUUGGAGUAGUAUGGAGGGCUCAGUUAGGUAAUCAAGAGGUUGCAGUAAAAAUAUUCCCUAUGCAGGAGCGCCAAUCAUGGAUAACAGAGCAGGAAAUAUUCAAGCUUCCGCGAAUGAAUCACCCAAAUAUCUUAGAGUUUAUCGGUUGCGAGAAGCGUAUGGAUAUGGCCAGCACAGACUUUUGGCUUAUUACGGCUUAUUGCGAGAACGGCUCGUUGUGUGACUUUUUGAAAGCUCAUACCGUCAGCUGGAAUGAUUUGUGUAAAAUUGCUACAACGAUGGCACGAGGACUAACACAUUUGCACGAAGAAAUUCAGAGCACCAGGACGGAUGGGCUGAAACCUUCAAUCGCCCAUCGCGAUUUUAAAAGUAAAAACGUUCUACUCAAAGCGGAUUUAACUGCGUGUAUUGCCGAUUUUGGUCUUGCACUUGUAUUCAAUCCAGGAAAGUCUUGCGGCGAUACACACGGGCAGGUGGGUACACGCCGAUACAUGGCUCCGGAAGUAUUGGAGGGUGCAAUCAAUUUUACUCGUGACGCCUUCUUGCGAAUUGACGUAUAUGCUUGCGGACUUGUACUGUGGGAGCUAGUGUCACGUUGUACCGUCCACGGUGGCCCUGUCGAUGAGUACAGACUGCCAUUCGAAUCGGAACUAGGUCCACAUCCAACACUGGAGGAAAUGCAAGAGAAUGUAGUAAUGAAAAAGAUCCGUCCUCGUAUCUUUGAUCCAUGGCGGCACCAUCCGGCACUGACUGCAAUCUGCGAAACGAUGGAGGAUUGCUGGGAUCAUGAUGCCGAGGCAAGAUUAUCUUCUUCUUGUGUACUGGAAAGACUGUCCCAAUAUGCUCGGUUUCCUACAAGACAGUUUUUUGUCGCCACUAACACCACUAACGAAUUACCGACAAAAUUAGCAUCAGAAAGCCUUUGAAAGCCGACCAUCCGAGAAGAAAUUACUAUGUGAUGAAGUAAAAAAUGCGCGAGCAAUAGAGUACGCAAGAUGUAUUACGAGUAAUUCUUCGGUAUACAAUCUGAAGGAUUUGGAAAAAGUAAGAGGAAAUGCCUGAGUUAGGCAUAAUUUUAUUACAAU